GCGAUUAGUUAAAGUGCAGCAGUCGUAGAGAACGGACGCGUGUGUGCAGUUAGUUCCUCCAGCUACAUCGACUACAGUUUGAUAAUCAGUGUGUGACGUCAUCGAUCAUGAGCUCAUCUUUGCAGUUGUUCAGUCUCGCUGCUGCGCUGCUGCUGCUGUGUCUUUGCGGUGGCGCCGAUGCCCAGUUUAAGACGGCGGGCAUCAAAACCCGUCAGCCUGUACAGGUUGCCGGCAAUCUACAGCUAUACGGCAAUGCCAGCAGCGAGUACAACCAAACCCAGUACCAGACCCAGACCCAGACUCAGUAUAGCACCUAUGGCAACUAUGCCAAUUUCGUGCCUGCCGAAACAUAUCAAGGAGCAUCGGGACAUUAUGUUCAAUCGCUCAAUCAGGUGCAUCGUCCGCCCCAGAUCCUGGACGAGACGGCGCUGUUCAUCAACAAGACCCGCUCGGCUAUGGCUAGCGGCAUUUGCUAUAAGGAAGUGCCCACCGCAUCUUUGUUGCAUGGCUCGCGGGAAAAGUAUGUUGGCAAUGGCACCUCCCCAGAUCUGAGUCAAAUUCAGGUUUGCUGCGAGGGCUACGAGCGCAAUCCCCAUGUCUAUAAACGAUGCGAUCCCAUCUGCGUGGACGACUGCCCCAAUGGCAUUUGCACAGCUCCCAAUACUUGCGUUUGCAUGCCCGGACAUGUGAGAACGGACGAAGGCAAAUGCAUCUCCACCUGCCCGCUGGGCUGCGGCAAUGGUGUGUGCGAUGAACAGAACGAAUGCCGUUGCCGCGAGGGCUACAAACUGGAUCCCGUUAGCCGCAAGUACUGCCAGCCAGAGUGCAAUCCAGGCUGCGGCAACGGCCGCUGUGUGGCGCCCAACAAAUGUGACUGUCUCCAAGGCUAUCGCCGUGCAGCCGAUGGCAGCUGUACUCCUGUCUGUGAUCACUGCGAGAACGGGCAGUGUAUCAAGCCAGGACAGUGUAGCUGCAAUGAGGGCUACGGGAAAGUGGAGGGACGUUGCGAACCUGUCUGCGACCAACCCUGUAAGAAUGGCCGUUGCAUUGCGCCCAACACUUGCGAAUGUGCCCCGGGAUACGAUUGGGAGCGUAAGAGUGGACAGUGUGUGCCGCACUGCGAUUUGCCCUGUUUGAAUGGCGUCUGCAUCGGGCAGAAUAAAUGCGAAUGUAAAUUGGGCUAUGUCGUGGAUGAGCGUCGGCCGAAUCUCUGCCAGCCGCAUUGUCCUCAGGGCUGUCCCAAUGGCUACUGCAGCGCGCCCAACUUCUGCAUCUGCAAGCCGGGCUUCAUCAAGAGCGGCAUCAAGGGACGCCAGAGCUGUCAGCCCGUCUAAAUAAUUGGAUUUGUCAUCGUGAAUUUAUUUGCAUUUUUUUUCAUUUUUGAUUUGUUAUUUAAGAGCUACGACCAAUUAAAGAGACGGCCGAUUAACGCAUUAAA
Molecule: messenger RNA, 1438 nt
Organism: Drosophila mojavensis
Lineage: Eukaryota; Metazoa; Arthropoda; Insecta; Diptera; Drosophilidae
Product: von Willebrand factor D and EGF domain-containing protein
Exons: 3
Coding region: 108-1334 (408 amino acids)
Source: RefSeq, a predicted model, not a curated record